UUUGAUAAGCUGUGGAAAGAUUGGCCCCAUGAGUGCUGCUCAAUACAAUACAGGAACCAUGUCUCGACUUAAGUACCCCAUUGAUCAGUCUAGCGCCAGGGAUGUGAUGAAGAAGUUUUCGGACAUGGCAUAUUCUCUGGUUCAUAUAAAUAUAUUUCAGGAAGCAAUUCGUAUUUUGUACAGUGAAGAUUUCGUCAUGAGUAUUGAUCUUUCCAAGCGCUUGCAGUUCCGUUGUUUGAUUUGCAACAGAGAAAUGAACUCGGAGCAUGCCCUGGCAGAGCAUUGUAGAUCAGGGGGCCACCAAAAGAAUCGAGACAAGAAGUAUCGGGAGAGUGGAGAAGUGAACAUUGAUGCAUUGUCUGCAAAUUAUUCACCUCAUUCUAUUCAUUUUAAACUGCUUAAUAGCCAAGUCAACCCUUUAGGUUUGCAGAUGGUAGAAGAAUAUGACCGCGGACAUGGGACGACGUAUUAUAAAUGCAUCCUUUGUGGAGCUCAUGGCAAGCUGGACACAAUGUACCACCAUUUAAUUGGAAAAAAACACACCGAUAAGUACAUCAAAUCUGGUUGUGUAUUGGAAUCCUCGAUAUUAACUGUAAAUGAACGUGAAGAAAUCCGCCGUAAACUGGUGAAAGAAGAAGGUGUUAAUGUUCGAGCUUUAAAAACUAUCAAAGGUCAAGAAUUAUUCCCCAAAAAGUGGCAAGCAGAAGCAAUUACUAGUACAGCAUUAAGAAUGGCAAAGCUGUCCAAAAGAGAGUCCAGAUCGUCUUCUAGGUCCCCAUCACCAGGACCAUCAAGAAGCAAGGACUCCCGGAGUAGAUCUUAUCACCUUUCCAGUCAAAGAUCUCCUCAACACUCUCCCAAACGUUCACCUCCGAGAUCUCCCAAGAGACGGUGCACAAUGCCGUCUCUUAGACAAUCCCCAAAACCCUCACUCAGGUCUCCAGUAAGAUCACAGUCAAGAGAUGGAUCUCCACUGUCUAACUAUCGGAAUAAAUCUCCACCUCCAACAGUUACCUCUGUGCCAGUUGUUGCAAAGACAAACUCUGGUACUGUUGCACUACUAUCAAUACCUCUCCCACCACAACUACAACCGCCUGCCCCACCAGUUGUGGAAAGCCGAGAUAAGAGUGUUCAAAAACAUGAUCUUGAGGAACUUAUGAUUCAGUUCAACUUUAUUGUGAAAUCUCACACCAUGUCAGAGAGUGAUAUUAAAACUGCAGAGGAUGCUAAGCUAGCCAUUGAUUUGAUGUUCAAGAUUGCCGAAUCUCUGCACAAUGUCACCCUAGUGUACCAGGGAGAUGCUAAACUCAAAACUGAUGAGAUGCACAAUAAACUGAAGAAGCAGAAUGAGUUACUUCGGGGCAUUUUGGGAUACAUAAAACAAAGAAUGGAAUCGACCUGGAACAAGGAAAACUGCAGGUAGAACUAUUUUCCUAACAGUGUGAUAUCAUCAUGGGUAAUAGCACCUCUGUAAUACAGGUUGUAUAUUAUACUGUACUUGGAGGUGGCAUGGCUGACAGAUUCUGCCAAGGGUAUAAAGUGUGAAAACUAUCAACACUACAAAUUUCAAAAGUGCUUUUUUUCAUAUCAGCGUAUGGCCGCUGCGUGCUCAUGCACACACACUGCCCACCUCCCCCUUCAUCAUGUCAGUAUCAAACUACAGUAAACCCUCCCAUUACUGGACUGAGUCACGCAACCCUUAUCCAUUAUUUUUGCCUGGACCCAAAUUUGUAAAAGCAGGCAAAGCUUUUGUAUUUAAAAAAAGUGGUGUCAAUUUAAAAAAUUUGUACAAGUGAAUUUUUGUAUCACAAAGGAUGCCUAUAAUUUGUUCUUGCCAAAUGAAAAUUACAAUUCUUACUCGAGGAACAUCUGUUAUCAUGUACAUAAACAUGCAGGUAUGUUGACAUCUCUACAAGUAAAUGUGUCUGUUCCUUCUCUAAAAUAUUGCCUGGGGUAUUUGGUGGCGUGGUAUUGGUUACAUACAGCUGCACGCUCAUGAUCAGCUGGGAGUAUGUAUUUAACACUUGUAAAUAACUGUCUCUCUAAAUGUAAAUGGAAACAAGACUUUCUGUUACCAACAAACUAAUUUCCAACAAAUUUUUAAUAUAUUCUAUCUCAAUAUAUCUAAGUUUGGAGAGUGAAAUUUUUUUAUAUUCAUCGGAACUGCCAUGGAUUGGGCAACUACCACUUCCCGGUGAAAUUUUCCAACGAUCCCAAUAGCAAACCUGAUCCACCGGGAUUGCCUUUGGUGUCUGUGGCGCCCAUGAAUAACCACACCUGACGAUGCUCCCAACCGGUCGGGUGGUGUAACGACCCUAUAUCACCUCGGUGGCUGUUCAUUAGACCUUACCUGACAUUUGCCGCAGUCACCUGCCUGGCCACGUCACUUGACGUCCCUAUAAAAACUCCCUCUGUAUCUGUUCUUUCCACACUGCUGAAAAUGAGUGUAGGUUAGGGUAAAAAUAUACAGUGCUCUGUUUUAUCUUUCCAUAUUGCAAUUAAUAGAAGUGUGUACAGUUAGAUAUAGUAAUAGUGUACUGUACAUGUAUAAGUUGUCCUCAUUUGUAAAAAAGUAAGGGAUUUUUAAAUGUCAGUGUCUUUUGUUAUUACUUUCUUGUCAAAGUAAGAUAAAAAAUCUGUUAAUUUUAGUUUUAAUAAAAUAUGA
Messenger RNA from Homarus americanus (American lobster), 2665 nucleotides. RefSeq lists its product as uncharacterized. The record is from RefSeq and is a predicted model, not a curated record. The coding region runs from base 29 to 1423 and encodes 464 amino acids. NCBI's taxonomy places the organism in Eukaryota, Metazoa, Arthropoda, Malacostraca, Decapoda, Nephropidae. The transcript has 13 exons.